ACGGGGCUACUAUAAAUGAAGAAAUGAGUGUACCAGUCGUUUCAGGAGAUCUAAACUGUUCCCCAACAGAAGUUCACCAUGAAGUUCCUAGCUCUUUUAACGGUUUGCGCCAUUGGUGCUCUACGAAUUGAUGCAUAUGCAGUUGAAAGGGCAACAGUCACCGAUGCUGAGCUCCAGGCUCUUUCCCAGCAGCUCCACAUCGAUGACGUUAACGCUGUCCAGGGUAUUGUCCUUAACAUGCAAUCAACCACGACAUCCGGAAGCACCACAGACAAAGCUCCACUACCGCUAUUUACGAGUGUUCCGGCUGAUGCCUUCUCCGGACCGACCAUCAGCGCUCUGUUGGCUCUUUUCGACAAUUACGACGAGAACUGCAAAGUGACUGAAGUGAUCACAGCUGCAGAGCAGACCGAAAACGAUGCUUUCUUGGACGCCAUUCUGGCCACUAGUGUUUUUCAACAAGCCCACGAAUUCCUUGUUUCCAAAGGAUUGGCUGAUGCGGAUAUCGCCGUCUUCAAGGAGUACUUGCGUCUCAUCUGGAUGGGCCAAUACAAUCGCGGUGGGGGAAUUGAAGGCUCUUCCGGACUGGAACACGUCUUCCUGGGAGAAAAGAACGGAAACAGCAUUUCCGGAUACCACGGAUGGAUCAAGUAUUAUCGCGACGAAUUGGCCGGAAAGAUGAACUACCUGGGCUACAUGACCAAAAUCGAUUUGGGCGUGAGCUCCGUCGUUGAAAUGCCCAUGAACUGGGACGGCAUUUACAAAUCAAUCAGUUCCAUCUCUGUGUCUGGCAGCCCCGAAAUCGAAUUGGCCCUGGCCACCGUCUGCUUCCUGUCCAGACCCAACGCCAAGUGCCCACUCCUCGGCGCUGAUGGCACACCCUACGCUUACCAAACUUACACUUUGGCGUAUAAUGGAAAUACCUAUGUUGGCAGCGCUUACCCUACCUAUUAAAUUUAAUUUACCCACUGACCAAAACCCAAACUAUCAUCACCUGCCGGUAUUUAAAUUUUAUGCAAGCCUUCGCCAUUGGCUUAUCUUCAAGAAAUAUACUAGUAUGCGUAUUGCUAUAA
This is a messenger RNA of Daphnia pulex (common water flea), 1073 nucleotides long. Its product is annotated as endoribonuclease CG2145-like. The transcript is spliced from 5 exons. Gene Ontology annotation, molecular function: RNA endonuclease activity. The record is from RefSeq and is a predicted model, not a curated record. Bases 79 to 954 code for a protein of 291 amino acids. Lineage: Eukaryota; Metazoa; Arthropoda; Branchiopoda; Diplostraca; Daphniidae.